Messenger RNA from Dama dama (fallow deer), 753 nucleotides. RefSeq names its product basic proline-rich protein-like. The transcript has 4 exons. The coding region runs from base 1 to 753 and encodes 250 amino acids. The record is from RefSeq and is a predicted model, not a curated record. Lineage: Eukaryota; Metazoa; Chordata; Mammalia; Artiodactyla; Cervidae.
AUGUCUGCGGCGACCUCGCGGCGGCCCCCGGCGCAGCCGGCCGGGCCCGGGCGGCGGGAGCCGGCGGCGGCGGCGGCGGCGGCGGCGCGCGGAGGCCGCGGCGCGCGCCGCCGCCUGCCCGCCCGGCCUGCGCGCGCGCCCAGCCCCGCCCGCCCGGAGCGCUUCCCCCGCCGGCCCCCCGCUCCCCCCAGCCCGCCCGGAGCGCAGCCCCCCUGCACGCCCCCCGCCGUCCGGAGCGCGCCCCCCGCCCCCUGCGCGCGCGCCCAGUCCCGCCCGCCCGGAGCGCACCCCCCUCCGCCCCCCCCCGCCCCCUGCGCGCCCCCCUCCGCCGUCCGGAGCGCGCCCCCCUCCCCCGCGCCGCCAGCCCCGCCGCCGAGUUGCAGCCCCGACCCCACGGACGGCCAGCGGGGGAACCCCCGGGAAGGGGGGCUGGGGGGCGGCGCCCCGGCUUCUGGGAGCACCAGGCUGGGGACCAGGCGCGGCGAGCUGGAUCCACUCCCGGAGGCGCUUCCCCAGGCCACCCAGGCGGCACAAGUGGCCCCUGGGCCAGGGGCGCUGACGGGAGGGCCCAGCCGGCAGCUCAGCGACAGACACAACCCUGGACGAGAGGGGGGCCCUCCUGCCUCGGGCAUCGCUGCCACCUGCGUGGCCUCCAGCCUGCCUCCCCAGCCCCCUUCUGGGCUUCACUUUCCUCUCUGUGCGAUGGGCACCCAACACGACCAGACCGCCUCCCCCUGGACAACCAAGGGCUAG